Messenger RNA from Phialemonium atrogriseum, 1668 nucleotides. RefSeq lists its product as uncharacterized. Gene Ontology annotation, molecular function: DNA-binding transcription factor activity, RNA polymerase II-specific; zinc ion binding. Bases 95 to 1552 code for a protein of 485 amino acids. Lineage: Eukaryota; Fungi; Ascomycota; Sordariomycetes; Cephalothecales; Cephalothecaceae. The record is from RefSeq and is a predicted model, not a curated record. Gene Ontology annotation, biological process: regulation of DNA-templated transcription. The transcript has 4 exons.
GACGUCAAUCGCAUCUGAAUGAGCAGAACUCUUCUACAGCACUCUCCGUUCUUGAUACAGCCCAUAUCGCCGUUUAUAAUAUCAGAAAUUAGACAUGGUUGGCGUGCCGGGUCGAUCAAAGGCGUGUAUAACAUGCCGGAAGCGGAAGAAAGGCUGUGACUUACAGAGACCCUCCUGUGGGCAAUGCCGGAAAGCUUGCAUCCCUUGUGGGGGGUACGCCAGAGAACGCAAGUUCGUCAACACAACCCUGCAGAGGUCGGGUGUGGUGCUUUCCCCGUCAUUGGCCAGUUCGGCAUACCAGGUGAAGUGUCUAGACCUGUUCUGGGGCAUCCACCUGCCCAAUGGCUGGUCUAUCCCAUCCGAAGCGACGAAACAGGCGCUUGGGGGGAGCUGGUUUGACACGGUUCAGCAUCUGUGCCCUGCAGAUGAUAUUCUCCGGAAGGCCGCUCUCGCCAUCUCUCUGAACACUAUUGGGAGUAUGGACGGCAAUAAGGGCAUGAGAGAUGAGGGGUUGAGAUUUUAUGCAGAGGCACUGAAGGAGUCGGCCGUGGCCUUGAGUUCCCGCCAGUGGAAGAUGCGGGGGGAUGCUCUGCUCGCCGCGGCGAGGCUGUUCAGUCUAUACGAGGGCAUGCGCGGUUCAGAUGAAGAAGACGUCCCGAUUCAGAUUCGAAGUUGGCUAGCACAUAGCAAGGGGGACAUGGCCAUUGUUGCGGCCAGGUCGCCAGAGAGCUAUGCGACAGGACACGCGCAUCGAUUGUUUACAGAUGGGAGGUGGUACUUGGCAACCGUGGCUCUCAGAACAAGGAAGAGGUUGUUUCUGUCGGAUCCAGCAUGGAAGACUCUUCCCUGGAGCCAGCAUGAUAAAAGCCCCAGAGACUACCUACUGGACAUACUUGUCGACAUUCCUUCGCUAUUUAAGGAACUCGACACCAUGGGGUCCUACAGCAACCCGACUGAGGAGGAGAGACUCAGAAGACGGAUCUGGAAGGGAUAUCUGCGACUCGAUCGGCUCCUCGUUGACUGGCACGCUACCCACGCUCCCUCAGAAGCCAUGUCGCCGUGGCAUCUCGACCGAGUUGAGAUACCGCAGUCUAUUACCCCUGUCAGUCUUGCCGCAGCCCACCUCAUGACUCUGUAUUGGACAACCUCGAUUGUUCUCUACAGUCUGGUCAGAGAUGUCUUCCUGUUCGCCACUUCCAAUAGCAAUCAACCCCCCCUGCAGGAAGACGACAGAUCCGCAGACAAUGACCCCAACAUCUCGUGUCGGAACCUCAUCCGGACUAUUCCCAUCUUCUUCCAUCCAGACGCGGGAACCUACCGAGUCCACCUCGCCACUUUCCCCAUCAGUGUCGCGCUAGUUUAUUUAAGCCGCAUGGUCAAGCCGGGGGAGAUGCUCGUGGAGCGGGAACUAUUCGACUCGUGCCUGCGCAAGCCCGAGUGCGCCACAAUAAGGAAGUUCCUGGCCAGUAUGCGAUCAGAGAAGGCCUGGGGGGUGUAUGAUGUGUAUCAGGAAUCUCAAGUGGAAGGAAGUACACGGUUAGACCUGCUCUAAGCUGUGAAAUGAGGCCUCCUUACAUAACCUAGGGAGAGCUGCAGCCUGCAGGGGCGCGGGGCUUGGAGUACUCAACAACCCUCCCGGUUGGAUUCCUUCUUUUCUUUCCUUUUCAG